AUGGUGAACAAGUGUGCUGCCUAUGGUUGCAAAAGUGGAUACAAAUCAAAUGCUGCGAUAGAUGCUGAAAACAAAGUGUCUUUUCAUUGCUACCCAGUCAAUGAUCCUGAACUUUGUGCAAAGUGGAAUAAGGCAAAUCCACAAAGGGAUUUUAUUCCAAGCAGACAUUCAAAGAUGUGCUCUUUGCAUUUUCGACCUUCGGAUUUUGUUGAUAAAUAUUCUGAUACAAAUUCAACAAGAUAUAAAAACAAAACAAGCAAUACCUCAUUUGCCUUCAGCGAUCCAGCAGAUGGUGAAGCAUGCACAAUAUAUUACAUGUCAGGAGCAGUCGCUCACAGUGUGCUUCAUACUACACGAUGUGAUGAUUGCAAGGAAAUAUUAGUUGAUGAUGAAUCUAUCUGUGUAGAUGUCCACCAUUUAAAAGAGCAAGUAUUUUUUAAAUGA
Molecule: messenger RNA, 444 nt
Organism: Helobdella robusta
Lineage: Eukaryota; Metazoa; Annelida; Clitellata; Rhynchobdellida; Glossiphoniidae
Exons: 2
Coding region: 1-444 (147 amino acids)
Molecular function (GO): sequence-specific DNA binding
Source: RefSeq, a predicted model, not a curated record